GCCCUUCGUCUCUCUCUCCUUGCGUACGCACUUACCUGCGGAACGCGGUCGUACGUGCUCUCGCGACGGUGGCGCUUCGAAUCCGCUCUCUUUCUCAGCCAAGAUCGUACUUCGAUCCUCGGAUCUUCUUGAUCUUCGACCGAAAAUCAUCGUGGUUGUUUAUACGUGUCGGUGUUUCAACAGAGUUCCAAGGCCGCGUGUGUGCGUCGAGUGCGCCAGUGACCCACGAACGAGACACGGUAGCUGAAAAUCGAACCAGUUUCGAGGGGAAACGAGGCAAACUGGAAGCGAGAGUUACCUAUCCGGCUAACUCGACCGUAUUUUCGGUGCCAAGUCCGCGAGACGGUUCUUCGUUUCCGUUCCGAACCGCACCGCUCCGUAUCCUCCCCUCCAAAUGACUUCUUCUUCAUCUUUGGACGGGUUGCGCAAGCAGGUAUUCGGAAAUAGCCCACGGGCCGCGGUUAUGAAUCGAUAGCAAACACAUGCUGGACACGCAGCGCGGACCGGCUUCCUGCACGAGGAUCACGCGCGAUUAUACCCCUCGUGUUUUCUUGUCGCCGCAGCGAAGUUUACCACUCGUCAGAAACGGUGUUUACAGGAAACCGAUCGGUUUCGCGAGGUGUAGACUUGUUCUACUUGGAAUAGUGCAGCUUGGAGCACCGAAGGACUCGUUGCGGAUCGAAGAGCUGUGUUGCUAGUAUUUUCGGACUACCAAGUGCUAACUUCUGUCCACAAAAUCCACAUAGCCAUCUUGGAAGCACGAUCUUUACCUACCCCGAAGCGAUUAAUCAAGUGCAGCCAGCCUAGAUCCCAAUGACAAGGCAGCUAGCGUCUGCCAAAUCGUGGACGACGCAUUAUUGACGCGGUGCGUCAUCGAGGACACAUCCGAAUAACGUCGCGAACGACGAAAAAAUGGUAACACGGCGAUGGGAUAGAAAGAUUUGCUAGCUAAGCGAACGCUAUUCGAAGCGUCCGGUUGAUCGCGAUGUCGUGACGAUUGAGAUUCGAUCGAUGGCUGAAGAGAAUUUUGAUGAAAAAUUUCGAAGCGUUGUUCGUACACGCUCGGACAGAAGUGAUGUAAUAGGUGGCGGGAAAUCGAGUGAAUGACAGUGAUUCGGGGGAUUCGUGUAUGUACAGUGAGCACUCGAGGACGGCACUCAUGUACGUUGACUACAGCGGCGACGUUUAUGCCGGAAUGGGAAUCAAGGCCAUGAAGUCCUUUGCCAGGCCCAGAGACAUACCGGCGCAAGUACCGCCGUUAACACCUGGGACCAACAAGAAGAUGACCGAGGCCCUAGAGGCCUCUUUCGCCUCGUGGGAGAAGGAACGAGUCCAUCUGAACAUAACCAAAGACCCGAGACAAUGGUCAGAAACAGCUGUGGCCCAUUGGUUACGCUGGGCGAUAGGUGAGUUUUCCCUGGAGGGUGUGGCGAUGCAGCCCUGGCAGCACAUGACGGGCAAACAGAUUUGUGCGAUGGGCAAGGAAUCCUUCUUGGCACGUGCUCCAGCCUUCAUGGGCGAUAUCCUGUGGGAACACCUCGAGCUUCUCCAGAAAGAUGUCGACGCGGCGAAGGCCUCGCUGGAGAACAUGCCGGCCAACGUGUACGAAAGCGUAUGCGUGCCGGAUUUAGGUGAUUUCUUGGGAUACCAAGGGGCAGGACAUCAGGUGUCGACACCGGAACACAAGAGUCCAGCGACGCCUGCCAGUUCCACAACCUCGAACUCCUCGUCGACGAACCCUCGUACCGGAACGCAACCACCCUCUGCCACUACCACCGCCACCGCCACCGCCACCGCCACCCUUCCAUCGAGACCGUAUCAUAAUGAUGGAGGCUACAAUCAUCUACGCAGUCCUGUGUGUCAGGACGAGAAUCAGAGGGAUGAAACGUCGCCUCCACCUCACAGCCAUACCACUCAAGCGCCAAACUCUCAUUCCAGUACUCCAAACAGCACCAACAAUAACAACAACAAUAAUAACGCGAAUAGCGCUUACAUACAUCUACGAAAUUUAAAUCAGCUCAAAACGGAGUCCAACUACAGCAGUCAUCACAUAACAGAACACCUUCAAGGUGGUGGUGGUGGUGGUGGUGGUGGUGGUGGAUUAACGAGUGGCAACGAUCUCGCGGCAACAGGAACCAACGAAAGCGAACUGAGGGUCAGUCAGUCCGCGACGGACAGUUACAUGACCCCGGCUCAUUAUUCCGGUUACGACGAAGCCUCGGAGUACCACAGUUUACCGCAGGAUCAUCAACCGCCUCAUCCUUACAACAUUGACGGUUCGCCGGAAUUUUACAGCACCAGUGGAAUUCACCUCGAGCCAAAAUAUCAACCGUCGCCGUUCAAAAACUAUCCAAGAGGUCGCUACCAUGAAGGGUACAGCGAGAGCAGUGGAUACGGACAAUACGAUGCGACGCCAUUCCAAACGGUUCCAGGAAGCGGAAGCGGUGCUGGAGGUGGCGGCGUUGGAGGUGAUCAAUGGGGAGUUGGUCCUCUCGAACACCUAACUCAUCAUCCUGCAUUUCUGGCUGGCCUUGGACCACGGGACUCUUCCAAUCCUCAUCAUCCCUCCUCCAUUGGCAAUAAUCCUGACCAAAAGCCUUUGCUACAGAAUGCUAUGAUUCCUGGUUAUACAAGUAGUGGACCUUGUUUUACCGGUUCCGGCCCCAUUCAACUCUGGCAGUUUCUUCUGGAGCUAUUAACAGAUAAAUCGUGUCAAGGUUUCAUCUCGUGGACCGGUGAUGGCUGGGAGUUCAAACUGACGGAUCCUGAUGAAGUGGCGCGUCGUUGGGGUAUUCGUAAAAACAAGCCUAAAAUGAAUUACGAGAAACUGAGCCGUGGUCUUCGUUAUUAUUAUGAUAAGAACAUCAUACACAAAACGGCUGGUAAGCGAUACGUCUAUCGCUUUGUCUGUGACUUAAAGAGCUUCUUAGGAUACAGUCCAGAAGAACUUCAUGCAAUGGUAGAUUUGAAGCCAGAGAAAAAGGAAGAAGACUGAGUUUUUGUUACUGGAUGUGUCUGAGGAUUGUGUCGUUGCUAAAAACAAAGAAAAGGAGGAAUACGAAUUCCUAGCUAACGCACUGGGACAAAGUUGAAACUGAAAAGAAAAAAAAAAAUGUAACGAACAAUGUGUAACGAACAAAUGAUGGAAGAAGAAACAACUGGUGUAUCGUUAACGAAAGAAUUCUUCAAAGACGGAAGAUAGACUAACUAAUUGAUGUCUUCUUCUAUGUCCAAAUAUAUAUGAUAAAAUUAAAUCGGUCGUAUGUACCAAAGACAGGGUCUGCAUACCAUUGGUGCCUAAAGUUAAUGACUAAAAAAUUGUGAAUUUGUUUCUAAGUGAUUAAUUUGCCAAGCCAGAUUUUAGAAGAUAUUUAUAGGAAAUAACUCAACAAUUUAUACAUAUUAUAUACAUAUAUAUAUAUAUUAUAUAUAUAUUUUUAAUGUUACAUGAUUUUUAAGCACUACUUCAAAGCACACGAUGCGUCUAAAUUAUUUAUGUCCCAUCAUUUUUAAACAUGCGUGUUAUAUCUUUGUUGAUGAAUAACACCAUAUGUGAUUGUUAUUACUAUAAUUUUACUACAAUAAAAGCCAUUAUAUCAUUAUUAAACGGCGAGCUUGAAAUUCGACGUUACAAUACUUUUUUCUAUGUGUUAGGCUAUCAUUAAGUUUAGUAUUAUACAAAAUAUUGUGUUUCCGAGCUCGCUUGGCUGCACCAACUGUAAAACACACGUUUUAUACUUAUUCUCGACUCUUUUCUCCUAUUCACCUCCUCGAUAUUUUGAUGUACUACCAUUUUCAGGUGAUUAAUUAAGAGAGUUUCACGUGCGAACAAAGUAUGCUGUUAAUUUCGAUGCAAGUUGUAUGUUUCAAUCAUGUUUCUUUUCUUAACGAAAUCGGUUUGUUUCGUUGAUCUCUAUGUUUUGCUAAUGAUCGCAUGUAUUGUAUUCGAAGGAAGGGGCGACGUGCAACCAGUGUUCAAAAUCAUAGACGCGUACAACAGUGUUUGUAAUAGACAAUCGAUGUUUAAAGUACCGGUGAAUUGUAAAAAUUUGUUUCAAACGUUUUAGUAUUUGCAUAAAUGAAAAACAUUAGCAUUGACGGCAAGACGAAUCAAGUAUAUGUUAUGUUUAUUCUCUGUUUUAAACGCUGUUUUACUCGUACUUAUAAAAUACCACUGUACGUGAACGAAAAAUGUCUGCUUUCCGGAAAAAGUUUUCUUUUAAAUAUUUCGACUCCGUUUCAAACGUAUAACAUGAUUUUUUUUGCAAAACAUAGCAAUAAUUAAAAGUGGACGUUUUUAAAGGAUACUUUACGAUCUUUAUUGUAUAUAAUACGCGAACGGCCGAAGCGUUAGAACACUGGGUAACGUGUUGUAGAUGAAAUUGACGAUAAUGUUACGAUUAAUUUUACGUGAUUUACGAAUCUGGACGAGCGUUAUUUUUUUUUUUUUUAUUUACAUUGUAAAAAUAUUGUUCGUCCUUAACGACGAGUUAAACAAAGAGCGAGGAAUGUAUACGUAUCUAUGUAAUUACGUAUUUUAUAAAUUAUAAGCUUCUUUAAUUAUGUUUGUUAAAUGUUCGCGUAAAAAGAGACGAUGGUUAAAAACGAUGACAGAGAACGAUAUUUGAUGACAAAGAUUGUAAAAGAGAGACUCGUAGAUCGAUGAUUAAUUAUGAACUUAAAAAAAAAAAAGAGGGAAAACGUUAACUAUAAAAUUUAGUUAAUCUCAAGAUUAGAGAUCUUGACAUAUCCGUCACGAUUGUUAAGUUUUCUAUGUAAUGAAGUAAUUUAGAUAUGUUUAUGAUUAUCAGAACGUGGUUAACAGUAUACUGACUUCAAAAAAAACUCACGAAAAUAGGACAGAUGUAUACAUAUUUCAAAUUUGUAUGAACAUCAACGAAAUCCGAGUUUAUAUGUAAUAUUAUCAUUUGCAAAUUCUUCCUUCUCUGCACACGACUGGACGUUCGUAAAUUGUAUUGAAUACUCUUAGUCGAAUAAAGCAACAAAACAGGAAUUAUGUAAAUCUUUUACGUAUUCUGUGUGUAAAGUAUUCGAUCAUCGUUUCUGACAAUUAUAUGAAGUUACGACAGCGACAGCGAAAAAAUUUUUCAGUAGUUGCAAUAAAAUAAAGAAAUUUUUAUAAAUA
Molecule: messenger RNA, 5146 nt
Organism: Osmia bicornis bicornis
Lineage: Eukaryota; Metazoa; Arthropoda; Insecta; Hymenoptera; Megachilidae
Gene: pnt
Product: ETS-like protein pointed
Exons: 9
Coding region: 1130-2995 (621 amino acids)
Biological process (GO): regulation of transcription by RNA polymerase II; cell differentiation
Cellular component (GO): nucleus
Molecular function (GO): sequence-specific DNA binding; DNA-binding transcription factor activity, RNA polymerase II-specific
Source: RefSeq, a predicted model, not a curated record